AUGGCGGAAAAUACACGGAUGAAAGGUUUGGAAGCUGCCAUCAAUGGCCUCAACACCACGAUGCAGCAAAUGAUGGAAGAUGCCGACGCACGACAUAACGACUACAUACAACACCGACACAAUGAUAUGGUGCGUUUCGAACGUGUUGAAGCACAACUGGGUUCUUUACAACUCUCUUCCGCCUUAAAUGGUAGCGGGAACUCAGACGGAACCCCACGACAACUGCCGUUUCAGAUACGCAACGUGAAGCUUGAUUUUCCCAGAUUCGAUGGUACUGAGGUUUUGAACUGGAUCUUUAAGGUUGAACAGUUUUUUGAUUAUUACUCUACACCGGACAAUCAACGCCUUACCAUUGCAGCGGUGCAUCUCGACAAAGAUGUCGUACCUUGGUAUCAAAUGAUUACUCGUAACAACCCCUUCCGAUCUUGGGGUGCCUUCACACGUGCUUUGGAAUUGGAAUAUGGCCCUUCUCCAUACGAAUCUCCACGACCCACCCUUUUCAAAUUAACCCAGACCUCCACAAUCAGUGAAUACUACUCCACUUUCAUCUCCCUUGCGAAUCGCUCUCAUGGCCUAUCCCCUGAUGCAAUCUUGGAUUGUUUCGUUAGUGGGCUUAAGACUGAGAUCCGUCGUGAUGUCAUAGCCCAAAACCCUACCUCUCUCUCUCACGCCCUUUCCUUAGCCAAAUUAUUUGCAGAAAAAUACAACUCUUUUACAAAACCCUACCCACAAACCACAAAGCCCAUUUACAAUCCCAGCCCACAUUCUCUAACCCGACCCACCAACGCCCUUUUACCCACUCCACCAACCCGACCCCAAACCCAAACACCAAUUCCCAAACCUCGUCCCAUUCGUAGCAUCACCUCCGUUGAGAUUCAACUCAGGCGUGACAAGGGUCAAUGCUUCUAUUGUGAUGACAAGUUUACACCCAACCAUCGUUGUCCAAACAAACAUUACCUCCUUCUUCAAGUUGAUGAUUCUGAUUCACCAGAGCAAGAGACAGAGCCGCCAGAUGGUGAUUCUUUACUUCAGAUACUUGAAACAGAGCACCAUCUCUCAUUUAAUGCCCUCAACGGAGCGCAAAGUGCAGGCACACUUCGUUUUCAAGGGCAAAUUCAAGGAAUACAAGUCCAGGUUCUCCUUGACAGUGGUAGUUCCGAUAAUUUUUUGCAACCACGCAUAGCUCAGUGUUUGAAAUUGCCAAUUCAACAAGCUCCGCAAUUUCAAGUUUUGGUGGGAAAUGGUAGCACACUGACGGCUUCGGGAUUGAUUCAGGACUUACCAGUCACGAUACAGGGUCACAAUCUCCACCUUCCGGUGUAUUUGCUUCCUAUUACUGGUGCUGAUUUGGUCCUAGGAGCACCAUGGCUCAAUACUCUAGGUCCUCACAUUGCGGACUAUGAUGCGUUAUUGAUUAAAUUCUACCUCAACAACAAAUUCAUCACUCUUCGAGGAGAUCAAUUCAUGGCACCGGGUCAGUCUCAAUUUCAUCAUAUUCGUCGUCUCCAUAACACACAUUCUAUUGAUUUAUCAUAUACUCUGCAAUUCCACUCUCUAGCACCAUCAUCAUCAGUAGCUACACUUGAUAAUUUACCGGAAGAUUUAGCUGCCUUGCUCCGCAAUUAUUGGAAGGUGUUUGAGGAACCUAAUCGUUUACCACCACCGAGGUUACAAGAUCAUUCAAUCCCUCUUAUUGAUGGUAGUAAUCCGGUUAAGGUCAAACCAUAUCGAUAUCCACAUAGUCAGAAAACAGAAAUUGAACGAUUGGUUUCUGAGAUGUUACAACAGGGUAUUAUUCAACCUAGUACCAGCCCGUUCUCAUCCCCGGUUUUGCUGGUCAGAAAGAAAGAUGGAUCCUGGAGAUUUUGCACUGAUUAUCGUGCAUUAAACGCGAUUACAAUUAAAGAUAGCUUUCCAAUACCGACAGUUGAUGGGUUGUUGGACGAACUAUUUGGAGCUGCUUAUUUUUCUAAAUUAGACUUGAGAGCAGGCUACCAUCAAAUCUUAGUUAAUCCGGAGGAUCGUCAUAAGAUUGCUUUUCGCACACAUCAAGGGUUGUAUGAGUGGCUUGUCAUGCCGUUCGGGUUAUCCAAUGCACCAGCUUCGUUCAAAAGUCUUAUGAAUUAUGUUUUUCGAGACCAAUUACGCAAGUUCGUGUUAGUCUUCUUUGAUGACAUACUGGUGUACAGCCCCUCUUGGUCUACACACCUUGAACACCUGGAGGUUGUUUUAAGGUUGCUAGAACAACAUGAGCUAUUUGCCAAGCUUUCCAAAUGUUGCUUUGGCCUUACUUCAGUGGAUUAUCUAGGGCAUACCAUCUCAAAUUAA
Messenger RNA from Vicia villosa (hairy vetch), 2328 nucleotides. RefSeq lists its product as uncharacterized. Gene Ontology annotation, biological process: proteolysis. The coding region runs from base 1 to 2328 and encodes 775 amino acids. The record is from RefSeq and is a predicted model, not a curated record. Gene Ontology annotation, molecular function: aspartic-type endopeptidase activity. NCBI's taxonomy places the organism in Eukaryota, Viridiplantae, Streptophyta, Magnoliopsida, Fabales, Fabaceae. The transcript has a single exon.